Labrus mixtus (cuckoo wrasse) is the source of this 3456-nucleotide messenger RNA. It is a transcript of the gene vps4a, whose product is annotated as vacuolar protein sorting 4 homolog A. Gene Ontology annotation, biological process: vacuole organization; endosomal transport. Gene Ontology annotation, molecular function: ATP binding; ATP hydrolysis activity. Bases 202 to 1512 code for a protein of 436 amino acids. Lineage: Eukaryota; Metazoa; Chordata; Actinopteri; Labriformes; Labridae. The record is from RefSeq and is a predicted model, not a curated record. The transcript is spliced from 12 exons.
CGCUAGCUGGUCGUUAGCCGCAGUGUUGUUGCUGUGGUUUUGUUAGGUCGAAGCAGAGCUACCUUAAUAUCCACUAGUUUGUCAUGUCAAGAUCAAUCUGCCCCCUCACUACACAGGGCCACUAACGAAUUCUUGAAAAGUCCACUUUCGGGGAGGGUCAGAGGAUAGUAAUCUGGGCGGAGAGCGAAAGAGGGAUAUGAAAUGACAACGUCAACAUUACAGAAAGCGAUUGAUCUUGUGACCAAAGCAACAGAGGAAGACAAGGCAAAAAACUAUGAUGAGGCCUUGCGACUAUACCAGCAUGCUGUUGAGUAUUUCCUACAUGCCAUCAAAUAUGAGGCCCAUAGCGACAAAGCGAAGGAGAGUAUACGAGCAAAGUGUAUGCAAUAUCUCGACCGAGCAGAGAAACUGAAGGACUAUCUGAAAAACAAAGACAAACAGGGCAAAAAACCUGUCAAGGAGGCACAGAGCAAUGACAAGAGUGAUAGUGACAGCGAGGGUGAAAAUCCAGAGAAGAAGAAACUGCAAGAGCAACUUAUGGGUGCUAUUGUAAUGGAGAAGCCCAAUGUCAGGUGGAACGAUGUGGCUGGACUGGAGGGGGCAAAAGAAGCUCUGAAGGAAGCAGUCAUCCUCCCCAUCAAAUUUCCUCACCUCUUCACUGGUAAGCGGACUCCAUGGAGAGGCAUCCUGCUGUUCGGUCCUCCAGGGACGGGGAAGUCAUACCUAGCUAAGGCCGUGGCUACUGAGGCCAACAACUCUACCUUCUUCUCCGUUUCCUCUUCAGACCUCAUGUCCAAGUGGCUAGGAGAGAGUGAGAAGCUGGUGAAGAACUUAUUUGACCUGGCUCGUCAGCAUAAACCUUCAAUCAUCUUCAUCGAUGAGGUGGACUCGCUGUGCGGCUCCAGGAAUGAGAACGAGAGCGAGGCUGCCCGCCGCAUCAAGACAGAGUUCCUGGUGCAGAUGCAAGGUGUGGGAAACAACAACGAUGGGAUCUUGGUGUUGGGAGCCACAAACAUCCCCUGGGUGUUAGACGCUGCCAUCCGCAGAAGAUUUGAGAAGCGCAUCUACAUCCCUCUGCCCGAGGAGCAGGCUCGGGGUCAGAUGUUUCGCCUUCACCUCGGCAACACACCACACAGCCUGAGCGAUGUCGAUCUUCGACAGCUCGCCCACAAAACAGACGGAUACUCCGGCGCUGACAUCAGCAUCAUUGUGCGGGACGCUCUCAUGCAGCCUGUCAGAAAGGUUCAGUCUGCCACGCACUUCAAGAAGGUUCGUGGGCCGUCUCGAAGCAACAGCCAGCUGAUGGUGGACGACCUCCUGACUCCUUGCUCCCCUGGAGACCCUGCAGCCCUUGAGAUGACCUGGAUUGAUGUGCCUAGUGAUAAGCUACUGGAACCCAUUGUCUGCAUGUCGGACAUGCUGCGCUCACUGUCCACCACCCGUCCCACAGUCAACACUGAAGAUCUGCUGAAGGUCAAGAAGUUCACAGAGGACUUUGGGAUGGAGGGCUGAGGGACAGAGCCCCUCCACCUUUACCUGUCAAACACAGGAUCAAACUACUCUCCACAAGCUGCCCCCCAUAACCCCGUUCAACUGCUGUACCAUCCUGUAAGCUUUCUCUCAGCCCAGCACUUGGUUUACUUCCUCUCAUGGAGUUCAAAAGGAAUGACUAAAAUGUGAUUAAAGGGAGAGAGAAAUCUUAUAGUUCCUCCUUCUUAUCAUACAGUCAGUUGUGUUUGAAUCCUUCGAGGAAGUUGACCAAAUGCUACAUUGGUGUGAUUUGGUGUUAGGACAACAGAGCCUGUUUCCCUCAGCCGCUACAGCAUAUACACUACAAGAACUUUUGAAUCUAACCCACAUCACCGCGAGGAAACUCAAAAUUUGCCCCUCUCUGAGCCGACUCCGUCUGAUUGAACUGAAGGACUGUACAUUUUGUUGCCGUCGUGCACUUUGUUUUUUUGAUGGCCAUGAAGGACAGUGACAUUUGAAGAAGAAACAAAAGGAAGUAGUUCUCCUGCGUGGCAUGCGAGCGUGUGAAUGCAUUUUAAGUGUUUUUAUUAAACUUGUGUGUCAUAUUGUAUUUGUCUUUAAGUUAAGAGCCCUGUUAUUUUGUUAUUUGAAGAAAAGUUCAUUGAUUAUCUCUGCCUCAGUGUUCCCGUUAAGCUGUGUGUCUAAGCGAUGUAUUCAUGUUCGACAUGUUCAGAACAAGAGAUGUGUUUGAUUGAAAGCCAAAAUGGCAUUGCUUUAAUCACAAAACAUCCAGGUACAUUUAUCAUCUGGAGCUUUUUGUCUUAAAAAAAUAUGAUUUUGUCCACUUGUUGCAGUAUUGACAUAUUAAUAUGUUUUUCUAAAGGACUUCUGACCCAUGGUUACUUAAAACCUGAGGAUCAAAAAGUUCAACAGCAGUUGAACCAUUUAGCUUUUGAUUCGAUUACAUGAUGUUCACCAUCACAGCUUUGGAGCCUGAAAAGUGCACAAAAAGAAUCAACUUGAAAUUGGCUGCUAUUUGAUUCUUUCAUGUGUUUCCUUUAACAUCAGGAAACAAUCACAUGUUUGUACCCUGAUAUCAGGAUGGAAAAACAAACAUCAUUCUUGUGAUUGUUGGGCCAGAUUCUGGUGACAGUAAUGACAUCAGUAACUAGACAAGAGAAAGAAAAUGUAAAGAUAUUUGAUCAGCUGAUCAAGAUCAUAUGAAAUGACAGAAAGCUCCAGGACAUUUUCUAAAAUAGAUCGGGUGGUUACAAGAUUUCUUCAACUGCCGUUUCAAAUAACACAAACUUUAAACCUCUAUUUAAAUAAGCUAUAAGUUAUUUCCUACGCUACAUCUCCCAGAACAAACUUUACUAAGUUUUGGGUUUUGUCCGAAGUUUCCUGAUUGUGAAGUCUGUGCUCCUUUAUGUGAAGCAUUGAAUGUUACCGUGAAAAUCAAUGAAGCACAUCUCUUCCAAUGUGAACAUUUGGAUUUCUUUUUGUUUCUGCACAUUAUUUAUACAACAUGUUUGAUGACAGGACAUGUAACUUGACUGACAAUUAUAGCAUUUCAGUAUGUUUACACUUGAAGUAUUUGUUGUUGUUUUCUGAUAGAGCUCCAGUGAUAGUUUGUUGGUCUCGUUUUUGAGACAAAUACACACGCUACCAUGAUGUUUCAUUUAUGAUUUGUUCAGGGCUGGCCGUCAUUCUCUAACUGGGUCACACACAUGAUCAGUUUGAAAUCUAAUUGCUAUUGGACGAUUUGUUGUGUAGCGACUCUUUGACCUCUCACUGUCGCCUCAGGACCGCAGCCCCGUCUGCCAGUGAUGGCACUUCAUGUGUUAGCUCAGAGUGCUCGUGCUGCUCAGUCUGUGUGUGUUUGUGGAGGUGCAUACUGGUUUUGGGGCUUAACCUGCCGCUGGCCCUGUAACCAUGACUACUAAUUUAUCCAGCAUAAAUAAAAACUGACAUUUCAAAUGAAGAAGA